This is a messenger RNA of Oncorhynchus masou masou (cherry salmon), 1829 nucleotides long. RefSeq names its product peptidyl-prolyl cis-trans isomerase NIMA-interacting 1-like. Gene Ontology annotation, molecular function: peptidyl-prolyl cis-trans isomerase activity; protein binding. The coding region runs from base 288 to 770 and encodes 160 amino acids. The record is from RefSeq and is a predicted model, not a curated record. Lineage: Eukaryota; Metazoa; Chordata; Actinopteri; Salmoniformes; Salmonidae. Gene Ontology annotation, cellular component: cytosol; nucleus. The transcript is spliced from 5 exons.
ACUGUAGAUCAGUGGAAUAAACAGCCGAAAUGAUAUCAACAUACCAUUCGAUUAAACCCAAUGUAGUUUAUCAUGAUAAAUACAUGUCUAAUGCAAAAACAACAAAACACAUGUAAAAGCAACCCUUUUAGAAAAGUGAAGAAUAUUCUAAACAUGUGUCUUUGACACCUGGCGGAUGGAAGGUGCAACAACAGAAUCAGCAGCAGACGUUUCCUUACAGCCGCAGUCUACGAGCCACCAGAGGCAAAGAGGAGUGACUUGCACAGUUUUGAAAGCAAGCAGGGAAAAUGGCAGACGCCGAGGACGAGAAGCUACCGUCCGGGUGGGAAAAGCGGAUGAGCCGCAGUUCCAGUAGAGUGUACUACUUUAACCACAUCACCAAUGCCAGCCAGUGGGAGCGUCCGGUGGGGUCAGGUGAUGGGAGUGGCGAGCCAGACAAGGUGCGUUGUUCCCACCUCCUGGUGAAGCAUAGCCAAUCGCGUCGCCCGUCCUCCUGGAGGGAGGAGAACAUCACACGCUCCAAAGAGGAGGCCCUCGACCUCAUACAAAAGUACAUAGAGCAGAUGCAGUCAGGAGAGGAGGAGUUUGAGGCUUUGGCCUCUCAGUUCAGUGACUGCAGCUCCGCACGCAACGGAGGAGACCUGGGACUGUUCGGCAGAGGUCAGAUGCAGAAGCCUUUUGAGGAUGCGUCCUUCGCUCUGAAGGUGGGAGACAUGAGUGGUCCGGUGUUCACCGAUUCUGGAGUUCAUGUCAUCCUUCGCACGGGAUAGAGACAAGGCUCUGAUACCUCCUGAAUACCCCCAUCGCCCCCUGAAUACUCCCUGAAUACCCCCGUCACCCCCUGAAUACCCCCGUCACCCCCUGAAUACCCCCGUCACCCCCUGAAUACCCCGUCACUCCCUGAAUACCCCGUCACCCCCUGAAUACCCCCGUCACCCCCUGAAUACCCCGGUCACCCCCUGAAUACCCCCGUCACCCCCUGAAUACCCCCGUCACCCCCUGAAUACCCCCGUCACCCCCAUCACCCCCUGAAUACCCCAUCACCCCCUGAAUACCCCCGUCACCCCUGAAUACCCCCUGAACACCCCCAUCCCCCACUGAAUACCCCCAUCCCCCACUGAAUACCCCCAUCACCCCCUGAAUACCCCCAUCACCCCCUGAAUACCCCCAUCACCCCCUGAAUACCCCCUGAACACCCCCUCCACCCCUGAAAACCCCCUCCUAUCUCCCACCCCCUCAAAUACCCCCUCUUGUCCUCCCUACUACCCUUAGAAGCCACCCCUUCCACCUCAAAUACCCCCCCCCACCGUUCUGUUCUAUAUGCAACUUCACACUGACACCAUCAACACCCCUUAUCCCCUGCACCCAUUACCAUGGCUACAUCGCUGUGUGUGUGAAAAUAAGAGACCUGUCGUUAGUGACUGACUGACUGAAUGAGUGUGAGUCUGUGUGUUCACAUGGACCAUUACCCCUCCACCCCUCCACUUUAUAGUGUCCCCUGUCUGUUUGCCAAGGCAUUAUUCUCUCUCAAUGAUAACAUGUCAGAUGGUUAGUGGUAGACCAGUGUUCCAUACUCUCUCAUAGGAGACCGACACGUAGAAGGCUGACUCGUGGGAUUAUUUAAACGGUGGGAAAAUAGUCCAUUGUCUGCCAUGUUUGUAGUCCCCCUCCUCCAUUCCAUUUACUGCUUCACUGUAUCUCCAAUGUUCCAGGGAACUACAAUACCCAGUAUGCAUGUGGGGGAAGUGUUUUUGUAAGCUUGAAUCUGCUGAGAGGCACUUCAUAUGAUCUGUUCAUCUCCCACCAUUAAAGGACUCUUAUUUUGUAAA